CCAAAGCUAGUUUUCAAGCUCCUUAGUUACUUCUCUUCUUUGCACUCUUGCUUCUCAGUUCUUAAUUUUUCUUUCUUUCUUGAUCUGUUGUAAUAAUGGAGAGACUAUCGAUGUUGUCCAAACAAAAGCCAGUGGUGAUCUUCAGCAAGAGCUCUUGUUGCAUGAGCCACACUCUCAAGACUCUCAUCUGUAACUACGGGGCCAACCCUUUGGUCUACGAGCUUGAUGAGGAGCCAAAAGGAUGGGAAUUGGAAAACGCACUCAUGAGGCUAGGCUGUAACCCAGUUGUUCCAGUUGUGUUCAUAGGCGGGCAAUUGGUUGGCGGAGCGAAUGAGGUCAUGGAGCGGCAGAUGAAUGGUACUCUUAAAGAAACACUUAUCCGAGCAAAUGCAAUAUGGGUUUAAUAUUCUAAUACGCGGCUCUAAUUUCAUAUUAGAAAAUAAUC
Telopea speciosissima is the source of this 445-nucleotide messenger RNA. Its product is annotated as monothiol glutaredoxin-S2-like. The record is from RefSeq and is a predicted model, not a curated record. The transcript is spliced from 2 exons. Bases 96 to 404 code for a protein of 102 amino acids. Lineage: Eukaryota; Viridiplantae; Streptophyta; Magnoliopsida; Proteales; Proteaceae.